Onychostoma macrolepis is the source of this 1538-nucleotide messenger RNA. RefSeq names its product IQ domain-containing protein E-like. Gene Ontology annotation, molecular function: protein binding. The coding region runs from base 185 to 838 and encodes 217 amino acids. The record is from RefSeq and is a predicted model, not a curated record. The transcript has 6 exons. NCBI's taxonomy places the organism in Eukaryota, Metazoa, Chordata, Actinopteri, Cypriniformes, Cyprinidae.
CGGAAAAGAAAAGUCAUUACAAAGGCAUAGAAAUGAAUUACAUUUUGAUGAAAGAUUAUGAAAACUGACUUUCCUCCGUCUUUUUAGAAUAACAUGCAUUGAUGAAUCAUCACGAUAAAUAUGAAAUUUAUAAAGAAAGUAAGUAAAGUCACUUUAGAUAUCAUGUUUUAUUUACAGGCAAGAGAUGGGUGCACUGACCAUAGAAAUCAGCCGUUUAAAAGAGAAACUAGAGGAGGAGAGAAAACUCAGAUCAGUACAAGACUCAAGUCAGGUUCGGGACAGUUCUUUGUCAUUAACACUCACAGAACCAUUGUCGUCGUCAGCAGUCGUGCCGAUAGAGAAAAACAGAGCAGCUAAAAUCAUCCAGACGCACUGGCGCUCACACCGAUUACGGGAUCUAGUACUUUUACAGUCCUGUCUCAGAGGGCAUCUAAUCAGGCAGAGGCAGUUAGAUGGACAGAGUCAAGCAGACCCAAGAGCUGUCCCUGCUGCCACGAGCCAAUCAGGUAUGAACGCUCAGGCUGUACAGGAAGAGGAAGUGACUCUGCUGCAGUCUGUCUUUAGGGCUCAUCUCAAACGCACCACUCUGACUAUAGACAGGGCGUCUGCAGUGACACAGUCUGCAUCUUCCAUACAUCAGAAAAAGCCGUAUCUCUCCACUCCUCCACUGCUGCCCAGAGGCUGCUCACAGGCUGUGUUUACUAACAAAAUACAAACCUCAGCAGACCUGAUGAUCCACCAACAGCAACCAGAAAUACCAAACACCGUCGAUUCAGAUGACUCUGAUGACAUCAUUGUGUCUCCUUCAAAGCCGCUGAGAAAAAGAGACAAAUGCUGAAGUCCAUGCUAAUGGCUUGAUUCAGCUUCUUUUUUACUAUUUGGACCAGUUUUUUCUCUCUUAACUUGGAACACACACUAUUACCUGAGCAACCUAAAAAAAUGUAAUUGACUAUAUAUGGGCAAUAAUGACAAUAUACAGAGAAGAUCAUGAAUCAUGGAUGAUGGAUCAUUAUGGUUUUGUGAUUUUCACACUUUAUUAUUCUGUCAGGAUCUAAUUUUUUGACUUCUAGGAACUUCAAAUUUCAGAAGACGUGUCUUCACACUCCAAAAGUGCCUUGUGUUGAAUGCUUAUUUUUAAUAAGGAUCAGGGAUUUAAUAUUCUUCAUUUAUUUUCAUUGUAGAUCAAUAUACAUAUUGUAUAAAGUAUAUUUAAGCCAUCGUGUGCAUUUAAGGUGCACGCCUAAAUGAUACAAAAGUACUGUGAAUCUCCACAAAUGUGGGAGAUGUAUGCUGUAUAAGAAAACUUUGUUCAGAUUGGAGAAAAAAAAAGACAGUAAAUACUGUUUCACUUAAAUGUUGUCAGUGUGUUACGUUAUUAUAGUUGUAUCUGUAUAAAACCAAUAAUCGCACUGAAAAUGUGAUGCUGUUUUCCAAUUUUUUUUUUAAUGUCUUGUUAAACUGAUUUUGCUCGAAGAGCAUAUUACUUUUGUUGUGUCAUUGUUCUGGAAUUUUUGUUAAGAGUUUUCUUUAUUAAAAAC